Messenger RNA from Drosophila hydei, 1800 nucleotides. RefSeq lists its product as uncharacterized. The transcript has a single exon. The coding region runs from base 117 to 1457 and encodes 446 amino acids. The record is from RefSeq and is a predicted model, not a curated record. Lineage: Eukaryota; Metazoa; Arthropoda; Insecta; Diptera; Drosophilidae.
UACAGAUUAUUUAGUAAAUUUCUGGCUUCGUUUCAGUGUACAAAUGGGUUCAAUCGUCGGCGUAUUCCUCGAUACCGGCAAAUGCCAUUGUCGGGGGCAACGAUGAGGAUGGCGCCAUGAUCUAUGUGGGUCGGGCUGAGCACGAGGGCGACAUGCUCGUCUGCAAGGUGAUGCCAUCGAAGCAAAUUGGAUACAUUUCGCAGCGCGGCGAGGCUUUGCCCAAGGACAUAUUCGAAAUGCUGUGCGGCGAGAAUCUGGUUUGGGUGAAAUGCUACGAUCACGUGAUACCCGAGACGGCGGUGCUCUGCGGCCGCACCAGCCUCGAGCAGCCGGUGUACAUUGGUCGCGGGCACUACGAGGGUCACCUGAUCAUCGGCAAAAUAUCCUCAGUGCAUCGCGCGCUGUUCAUAGCGUAUCGCGGAGCGGAGCGUCGCUUGGAUUCAUAUGAGAUACUGAUUGAGGAGCGAGGCGCUGCGCCUGGCUGGCAGCUGCCACCCCCACCUGAUGCAAUGGAGUUGGCUGAGAAAUGUCCGCAAACACCGCCGCCACCACCACCACCACCAGGAUUACUGACUAAGCCGCCAGUGGCACGUAAGCCGUAUCCCUAUCCGCCCGACUUUGAUGCGGUGCCCUUUUCUCUGCACGACAGACCGCCGCAGUAUACGCCCAUGCCGAUGCCCUCGCCCAGCACAGACCCGUAUCCACCGCCACCACCACCACCACCGGCCAUGGCACCGCCAACACCACUUGCGGAGCCCACCAUCUUGCCACAGUAUAAGCGACCGCUGGCUGUGCCAGUGCCCAUACCAGCCAAGCACUACGACAUGCCGCCCUCCUAUGCGGCAGCUGCGGUUGCACCUUCCACCCAUCAUGGGUCCACCUUUGUGCCAGCGGAGACAUAUAAGCCGGCGAUGAAUCUGGAUCCCUAUGCCCCAAGCUGCUCCAGCUACACGCCUGCUGUGUGCGCACCAGCUGCGACGACCAGCUAUGACCUGUGGAUGGCGGCCAGUCCCGGGUAUACACCACCAGAUGCUGUCUAUGGUGGACACGACACCGACAUGGCACCACUGCUGGUCUGCCGCGCCUACUACGAUGGCUCCCACAUACCGGGCAAGGCGGCGCCGAGUCGUGGCUGCGCCUACAUCACGCAUGCCGGCCGGGAGCUGGUGGAGUCGCGUUACGAAGUGCUCAUCGGGCAAUCGAAAUACCAUUGGGUGCCUGGCUACGAUGGCUGCAUCGCGGCUGGUGCUGUGGAGGCGGGUCGCGCCUUCAAUGGCGAGCCUCUCUACAUUGGCCGCGCCCACUACUGCGGCAGCCUGACGCCGGGCAAGAUACAGCAAUCGCAUCGCUGUCUCCACAUUCCAUUUGGCGGGCAGGAGGUGCGCAUCAGCAGCUAUGAGAUACUCGUACGCAGCGAAAUCUAUCAUCGCCAGCAGGCCAUCAAUCUUAGCUAUUGACUUGGAGCAGCAGAAGCAAAGAAAUGUUAAAGAGAUUUAUAUAUAUAUAUUGAAGAGCAGCUACCUCAAAGCCAGAGAGCGGGAGAAAUGGAGGAAACAAAAGGGAAAUGAAACGAGCUGAAAGAAAAUAAAACAAAAUAAGAAAUGGGAACAUUCUAAUAGAACCCAGAUAAACGUUAAUUUCUAUAAAGAAAUAUCAGGAAAAUGUUAUGUGGAGAAGAAAAGAUGUCUGAUAAGAUCAGAGCUCUAUAUUCUAAUAGUUAAAAUGUAAUACUAAGCAAGGCAAAGGCAAAGGAGAAAAGGAAAGGGAAAAGAAAAGAAGAAGAAAAGAGUAUAGAAAAUC